AUGCCGCCGCCCUCAUCAAAACCACCUCCCCUCCCCCUCGCCCCCGACCGCGCCGCCAUAUCCAACAAAAUCUCCCUCCUCCUCUCCAACCGCACAUCCCUCCUGAAAACACUCAACCCUCCCUCUUCCUCCUCAUCCUCACAAACAACGCAAACGCGGAGGCACAAGGUCAACGCAGACGACAUCGAGCAGCUCUUCUCCGGGCCCCGGCCCAACGAAGGCGUAGGGUAUGUUCCCGACCGUAAGGCCGCUGCGGGAGACGCGGCUGCGAGGGAAGAUCGGAUGUUGAGGGGACGGUUGUUGGGGAAGAAGGGGCAGAGGGAUGGGAAGGGGGGGAAGAAGUUUGCGGCGGCGGUGGAGAGUGAGAGUGAUGAGGAGCCUGGGAGGAGUGGGUUGGGGAAGAGGAAGAGGCCGAGGAGGGAGGUUGAGGAAGUUGAAGAGGAUGGAGACAAGGUGGGAGGAGAAGAUGAGGUUGAACAUAAGGAAACUGGUCAUGGUGAAGGAGAUGUUGAAGAUGCUGCGCCGGUACUACUACAACAAGAGACAAUAACAGAUUCCAACGGCGGCGACGACGCGAAGCGGAAUAAGAAGAAGAAAAAGAGACAAAGGGAAAAAGAAAAGCAAAGGCAAAAGAAACUCGGCAAUAUCCCAUCAUAG
Messenger RNA from Trichoderma harzianum CBS 226.95, 657 nucleotides. RefSeq lists its product as hypothetical. The transcript has a single exon. Lineage: Eukaryota; Fungi; Ascomycota; Sordariomycetes; Hypocreales; Hypocreaceae. The record is from RefSeq and is a predicted model, not a curated record. The coding region runs from base 1 to 657 and encodes 218 amino acids.